AUACAUAUGCAAACCUACUGCUGAAUAUUCUGAGUCGGACGUUUAGGUGAGCUGUGAUUAUCGACCAAACCGUAUCGACUGAUUAAAGUUUUGUACUUUGGCGACCACCCAGACAAAGCGAUGGGCGGGAGGAUAGUCGGGGACACUGCCCAGGUCCCCUUCUUUGUUAUGAACAAAUGAGCGUUCGUCAUCCUUGCUAGAUACACUAAAUGGACCAGAAAACAAAGGAUUUUUUUGAUGGUGACUUGGGAGUUGGUUGCUUAUUCUACUGUAGAGGGAAAUCCCAGAGCCCUUUUAGGUGUCCAGAAAUGGUGAACUCAUGGUGAAGGAUUGUGUUGCUGAUGGUGUAAAAUGAUCCCUUACUUCCAUUUGCCCAUAUACUGCAGGAGAGGUAGACUGAGGCUGAAGUGCUGAUAUAUUUGUGGUACUAUAGAAACCAGAUGCAUACUGUAUCCUGUAUCCUGAAGAGACAACUUGAAAAAAAAUGCUGCCCCAGAAAAGUGUUGGUCCUUCACUGGCCUGUGGCAAAAAAAAUUGUGGAAAGAUAUACACCAGUGGUGGCUUUGUGGGCAGCUCUAGUGUCCGAGGCACCCGGUCAAAAGCAGAGCUCCAAGAGCUGAUGGACAGUUUGCAGCGAAGGAAGGCAGCUGUGGAAGCCAGCAUACGGGCUAAUGCAGAGCGCCACCCCUACCUCAGCCUGUCCCCUCCUCCUAGUCCUCAUUCCACCAAAUCACUCCUUCAAGAGCAGCAAUCCCACUCAGUUCGAAUGCCGUCCUCCUACAGCCAUAUUAUACCUCGUUCUCUUGGUCAUUCAGAUUGCCCAACAAGCCCAGUCCACACCAAUAGUCGCACUCGCCAGCAAUCUCAGGACAACCUUCCACUUUUUCAAUUGUGUGACAUCCGCCGACCCAACACAGCCAGCUCCACCCUCUCCAUGUGGAAUGGUAGCUCUUACACGUCAGAUGCUUUUAAUGUAUACCAUCGUGGCCCUAGUGGAGCUGCAAGCAUGCCCUCCAGUCCUAGGCUGGGCAGAAAACUUCUAGCACGAGAUGGAGAUCCCAUUAAUUAUCCUCCCCCUCGCCAAAGGAAAUAUUCCACUGGUUCUCUGAAUGGGUUAGGAGUACAAAGUCGUUCCCUUCCCAGGCUAUAUAGAAGUGAUGCCCCUUCCCUCUCUCUGCCCCCUUGGCGCUCAUCCAGGGCAAGAUGCAGCCUCCCAUCUCUUGACCGCCCUCCAGAUGUCACUGUAACAUCCUUGCGCAAUGAUCAUGGCUUUGAGAGGAUGUUUUUGUUUGGCAGUGGAGGAGUAGGUCCAGGGAUGGGCCAAAGGAGAGGCAGCGUCAGUUCGCUAAGCAGCAAGACUGAGCUUCAAGAUUACCAUCAGAGACAGAAAGACGAGAGAUUACGAGAACAAGAAGUGGAGAGACUGGAGCGUCAGCGUCUGGAAACAAUACUGAGUUUAUGCUCUGAAUUUGGAAGCUCAGAAACAAGUUGCCCAGAACGCAGUGCUGGUGUCUGUGCCAUAUCCAACCUGCAGAGGAUCAAUCAUGAGCUGGAGAAGUUACAGGUUUUGGAUGAUGAAAGUGGGGUUUCUGACCUGCAUGUUGUUGCUGCUCCAGAGGAUGGCUUGGUAGUUAAGGGUAAAGGAGAGAGACAGCUACAGACCACUAACAUCCUGCAAACUUCUACAUCAGAAGACUUGCAGAUUAAACAGGUUAUAACUCGGAUAGAGGAGGAGAGGAUUCAAGUCCUCAACAACAUUGAAGAGUUGGAGCAGAAGAUCAAGGAUCUAGACACACAGUUGAAUGAGUCUAUCAGUGAGAUGGAGGUGGAGAGGGCCCUUUUGGAAGGCGAGCAGAAUGAAGAGCUUGCUCUCCUGCAAGCAGAUAAGGAGUUGCUAGAGAAGCUAAAUGAAAAGAUGAGCAAAAUGGAGAAAACCACCAAUACUAAUAUAACCAACAAGGACAAGGCACUGUUGGAGACUGAGAGAAUUAAAGUAGAGAAGCUAGCAGAGUUGGUCUUGGAGCAGAAGAGCCAGCUGGACUCAUGUCCUGAAGCACUGAAGGAACAGCUUAAGAUUCAGCUCGCCAGGGACACAGAGAUGUUGGAGACAGAGAUGAAGCACUUUGAGGAUCUUGAGUUUCAUCAGCUAGAGAAGGAGAGCUGUCAGGCUGAGGAGAAAGAGUCACAGAACAAGCAACUCCUAAAAGAGAUUGCUGAGUACCAGCACAGCUUAGUCACACGCAAGGAGAGUCUCUUGGCUUUGAAGAAACAAUCCACUCAGAUUACCCAGCAGGCUCAGCAGGAAAAGGAGAACUUCCUGAAAGAGAAGAGCAAUCUUCAUCUCAUGUUACAAAGGGAGCGAGAGAAUUUUGCUUCCCUGGAGAGGAAAUAUGCAGAACUAACAAGUCACCAGACCUUCUCUCUGAUUCCUGUGUCUAUGAAAGAGGUAAGAAGGAGGAGUAACAGCAAUAAGGAAGGAUGGCCUAUGCUGAAUGACAGCAGUAUGCCCCCUAAAAGAGAAAGACACAGUUCUGGAAGCUUUGGUACUUCCACAUUUGACCACAACCAAUACUCUAAGUCCCAUCUGCCCCUGUCUCAGAGUUCCAGCUGUGGUAGUAUGCCCCCUUGUGCUCUCUCUCUCACCCCAAGAAACCUCGACACUCGCAGUCCUCUCAGGGCUGGUCACCUAUAUUUGAAUGACAGCAGAUGGAGGCAGAGUGAAAUAAACAGUAGGACCAUGUCUGAGUCAAACUUCUGUUUGAGCACUUUUCACCACAUGGACAACAGUGCCAAUUUUGAUACAAUCAGUAUGGAGAGUUCAGACAGCCUGGAGACAAGCAUCUCGGCCUGCUCUCCCGACAAUAUCUCCAGCAGUGCCAGCAUAUUUAAUGUGGUUAAGAUAGAGGAGAUGGAGUGUCUGCUCAGAGAGGAGCAGGCAGAGAAGAACAGACUCCUGAAGCACAGGGAGACAGAAAUAGAGCAACGCCGACAGGCUCUAGAGGAGGAGAAAAGGAGGCGAGAGGAGCUGGAAAGGCAACUUAAGGAGGAGACAAACAUAAGGCAGAAACUUAUAGAAAGGGAGAUAAAGCUCCGGGAGAAGCAAAAAACACAGUCUCGUCCAUUGACACGUUACCUGCCAGUUAGGAGGGAUGACUUUGACCUACGGAGUCACAUUGAGGCAGCAGGUCAUCAUCCAGACAGCUGUUUUCACCUUGCUAUCACUAACAAGACAUGCAGAGGCUUUCUAGUUAAGAUGGGGGGGAAAAUCAAAACUUGGAAAAAACGCUGGUUUGUUUUUGACCGAAAUCGCCGGACCCUGGCAUACUAUGCAGAUAAACAUGAAGUAAAAACAAAGGGUGUCAUCUAUUUCCAAGCUAUUGAGGAAGUGUAUUAUGAUCACCUGAAGAAUGCACAUAAGAGUCCAAACCCUUCACUGACAUUCAGUGUAAAGACACAUGAUCGCGUGUACUUCAUGGUAGCUCCUUCUCCAGAGGCUAUGAGGAUCUGGAUGGAUGUGAUUGUUACGGGAGCAGAAGGUUACUCACACUUUCUAGUUUGAGUACAGCUUUCUGCAGUGACCCACCAUGGUUUGGUUCAGCCUUCGAAAAAGGAUCCUAGUAAUUUCUGCUUUUUAAGAAAGGAAGUCUUUUUCUAGCUCACAUUUAUGCAAGAUAUUAUAUUCAUUAUAAUAGGUUGUUGUGAGAAUCACAUGGUAUAAAAAUACUGGAGCUUUCUUUCAGUACAGGUUUUCUGUUCAGCAGCUAUGGAAGGAUGUUAAUGGUUGUCAUAGCCCAAUGUAUACUGUUCCAUUUUUGAGUUUUUGUUCCAGAUAGCCACUCUCCUUCCUCCUGCAUGGCAACCAUAUUUUGCCUUUGCUCUCAUUUAUUCCAUUAUAGGUGCAUACUAAACAAGGAAAAUGCUACAUUAUUCUGUUUUAACUACUAACCUUCAAACAUAUUUUUUUUUUUUUUUUUUUUUUUUUUUUUUUAAAGUGGCUUGAUUUUCCAAUAUAGGUAGGCAGUUUUGCCCAUAUAUUUUGGAACUUUAAAAAUGUACAUUUAUUCAAAGCUUUUUCUAAUAUUUAGGGUUUUUAUUUUCAUUUUCCAGCAAGGUCAGUCAAUACAUAAUUUAAAUUUGGUUCUUUUUUAUUGCUGACGGUAAACCAGAAUCGGGAUGUAGAUCAAAGUCAGGAUAUAAAUAUAUAUAUAUAUAUAUAUAACCAAAGACAUGCUUUCUUUUAAUAUCUGUAUUAUGUGAAUGCAUACAUGGCUCUCAGUAGAUUUUAAUAUCCUGUUAUUUUUUGUCAUUUGUUUAUUAAGUAGCCUUUUCUGUUUUCCCUUUCAUUGUUUCAAGAAAAAGCUCAAAAGGCAGUUCAGCAGAAAAUUUUAUGAGCCUGUUGUAUCAUUGUUGAAGCUAAUAUUUUAGCAGUAGCAGUCAUAGUAAAAGCAUAGUAAAAGCUUGUUUCAGCACUACAGGUGAAAUAUAUUGAAAUAUUUCUCUUUCUUUAAAAAAAUUAGUUACCAUUGUAACUAAUUAAAUUGUUAUAAGGCUUAAGGUAAUGUGCCAGACAAAUAUAGCCCUGCUAUAAGGCUUAAGGUAAUGUGCCAGACAAAUAUAGCCCUGCUAUAAGGCUUAAGGUAAUGUGCCAAAACUUUCAUAACAUAUAACUAUUUUAUUGUCAUUUGAUGGCAUUUAAGGUCUUUUUAACAGGUACAAAAUGUAAAGUAUUAUGCUCAGUAUUAAACUGUACUUAUUAUUUUUA
Molecule: messenger RNA, 4762 nt
Organism: Hemibagrus wyckioides
Lineage: Eukaryota; Metazoa; Chordata; Actinopteri; Siluriformes; Bagridae
Gene: phldb2a
Product: pleckstrin homology-like domain, family B, member 2a
Exons: 19
Coding region: 485-3559 (1024 amino acids)
Biological process (GO): regulation of microtubule cytoskeleton organization
Cellular component (GO): basal cortex
Source: RefSeq, a predicted model, not a curated record